AUGACGCCGGAGGAGAAGUACGAGCUCAUCACACGGAACCUGCAGGAGGUACUGGGCGAGCAGGACAUCAGAAAGAUCCUCCAGGAGCGAGAUCUCGUCAUGUACUGGGGAACAGCACCCACGGGCAAGCCCCAUAUCGGCUACUUUGUGGCCCUAACGAAGAUUGCCGACUUCUUGAAGGCUGGGUGCAAGGUCAAGGUGCUCUUUGCAGAUCUGCAUGCGUACCUCGACAAUCAAAAAGCACCUUGGGAGUUGCUCAAGUACAGGACGCAGUACUAUUCUAGCACCAUCAAGGCUACCUUGACUUCUCUGGGCAUCAACAUUGCCCAGUUAGAAUUUGUUCAAGGCACAGACUACCAGCUUUCGCAGAAAUACACAUUGGAUGUGUACAGGCUAUCAGCACUCGUCUCCCAGCAUGAUUUCAAAAAAGCUGGUGCAGAGGUUGUCAAGCAAACAGAUCAUCCUCCCUUGUCUGGAUUAUUGUAUCCUGGUCUACAAGCUCUAGAUGAAGAGUACCUCGGCGUCGAUGCGCAAUUCGGCGGUGUUGACCAGCGCAAGAUUUUCACUUUUGCUCAAGAAAACUUGCCUGCCCUGGGUUAUGCCAAACGCGCACAUCUCAUGAAUCCCAUGAUGCCCGGACUCAUGGGUUCUAAAAUGUCUUCAUCAGAUCCAGACAGCAAGAUUGAUUUGUUGGAUGAUGCAAAAUCAGUGGAAAAGAAGAUCAAAAAGGCCUUUUGCGAGGAAGGCAAUAUCACUGAAAAUGGUCUACUUGCCUUUGUCAAGUCUGUGGUGUUUCCCUUUCAGUCACUCAAUGGUCAGCCUAGCAUGACAUUCCCACGGAAAGCAGAGUUUGGCGGCGAUGUCACAUUUACAGAGUAUGCAAAACUAGAAAGUGCCUUUGCCGACAAGUCAUUGCACCCGGGUGAUCUCAAAAAGGGUGUGGCUGCGGCCAUCAACAGUCUGCUGGAACCAAUCAGACAAACUUGGCAUGCGAAUCCAGAGUUGGCAGAGCUCACAGAUCGUGCCUACCCGACUGCCAGCGCAGCAGCUCCUAAACCAACAAAGGAAGCGAAAAAGAAGGACAUUUCACGGAUUGAGUUGCGUGUUGGUGAAAUUACAGAAGUCAAGAAGCAUCCAGAAGCGGAUACACUCUACGUCGAGACAAUUUCAUUUGGCGAUGUCAUGCCAUCUCGUACGGUUGUGUCUGGUCUUGCCAAUCAUUUCACAUUGGAGGAGAUGCAAGGAAGACGAUUGAUUGCCAUUUGCAACCUGAAACCAUCCAAGUUGCGAGGUGUUACCAGUGAAGCCAUGGUGUUGUGUGCCGCUGACAAGGAAGCGGAUGUUGUUGAGUUCGUGGAGCCACCUGCAGAUGCCGCCCUUGGUACGCUGGUGAAGGUUGAAGGCUUCGAAGGCACACAUGAUGAGAAGAAUACAAAAGUCUGGUCAGAGGUCGUUGCUGAGCUCAAGACAAACGACGACAAGGUGGCGACGUACAAGGGCGUGCCGUUGAUGGUGGACGGCAAGGCAUUGACUGCCAAGACGCUAUGCAAUGUGCCACUUUCAUAG
Molecule: messenger RNA, 1566 nt
Organism: Protomyces lactucae-debilis
Lineage: Eukaryota; Fungi; Ascomycota; Taphrinomycetes; Taphrinales; Protomycetaceae
Product: tRNA synthetases class I-domain-containing protein
Exons: 2
Coding region: 1-1566 (521 amino acids)
Biological process (GO): tyrosyl-tRNA aminoacylation
Molecular function (GO): ATP binding; tyrosine-tRNA ligase activity; tRNA binding
Source: RefSeq, a predicted model, not a curated record